Eleginops maclovinus (Patagonian blennie) is the source of this 1319-nucleotide messenger RNA. It is a transcript of the gene unga, whose product is annotated as uracil DNA glycosylase a. Gene Ontology annotation, cellular component: nucleus; mitochondrion. NCBI's taxonomy places the organism in Eukaryota, Metazoa, Chordata, Actinopteri, Perciformes, Eleginopidae. Gene Ontology annotation, biological process: base-excision repair, AP site formation via deaminated base removal; base-excision repair. Gene Ontology annotation, molecular function: uracil DNA N-glycosylase activity. The transcript is spliced from 7 exons. Bases 145 to 1047 code for a protein of 300 amino acids. The record is from RefSeq and is a predicted model, not a curated record.
UUGAACAGAGCUCAGCUCAUUAACAUAACUUCGUUUCGUCACUUCUUGUUGGCGCGAACACUUCAAUCCCAGCGAGAGGGGUUUAGUUUUCCAAGGAGCCCAUCUCCGUUUUUCACAAUAGCUUACCGUCGAGGUUUGAACAAAAUGAUUGGGCAAAAAACUAUUAACUCAUUUUUCUCACCAGUCCCGAAAAAACGGAUUUCUAACGAAACAAAUGAAUCCGAGGAGAAUGCAAAAGACCCGAAGAAGCCAAAGUCCUCGGCGGUGGAGCCUGAGGUUUCCAGCCGGUCUCCUACUCCUCUGUCCCCGGAGCAGCUGGACAGGAUCGCCCGCAACAAGAGAGCAGCGCUGGAGAAAAUCAUUUCCGCCCAAACACCUCCAGGGUUUGGGGAGAGCUGGAGAGAGGGACUGUCGACAGAGUUUGGAAAGCCUUACUUUAAAAAAUUGAUGGAUUUUGUUUCACAAGAGAGGAAGAGCUGCACUGUCUACCCACCUGCUGAAGAAGUCUUCACCUGGACUCAAAUGUGUGACAUCCAAGAUGUCAAAGUGGUGAUUCUUGGCCAGGAUCCAUAUCAUGGUCCUAACCAAGCCCAUGGAUUGUGCUUUAGUGUCAAAAGGCCAGUGCGUCCUCCACCCAGUUUGGAGAACAUGUACAAAGAACUGGUGUCGGACAUUGAAGGCUUUCAGCACCCUCAACACGGAGAUCUGACUGGAUGGUCCAAACAAGGUGUGUUGUUGCUCAAUGCUGUGUUGACCGUCCGAGCGCACAAUGCCAACUCCCACAAAGACAGAGGCUGGGAGACCUUCACUGACGCCGUCGUGCAGUGGCUCAGCAGAAACCUGGAAGGCCUUGUUUUCAUGCUUUGGGGAGCGUAUGCUCAGAAGAAAGGAGCUGCCAUUGACAGGACACGCCACCACGUCCUGCAGGCGGUGCAUCCUUCCCCACUGUCCGUUCAUAGAGGAUUCUUCGGGUGCAGCCAUUUCUCCAAGGCCAACGAGCUGCUGAAGCAAUCUGGAAAGUCACCCAUAAACUGGAAGUCACUUUAAGGUUUCUUGACAUGUAUGUUAGUUAACUUCAGACCAAAAUCCACCCAUAAGCUUCCACAGUUUCCUGUUUGAUCAAUAGAAUGUGCAGAUAUUUCUUUAUGAGACUAAAGACUUCAUGUUGGCAGUUGAGAAAGUUGUGUGUUGUGCUAUACACUGAAUUGUCUUGCAUUUCUCUUUCUCAAUAUGGCUUUUCAACAUUGUAAAUAUGUGUGUGUUUUUUUUAUUACUUUUUGAUUGAAAUUUUGCUUCCAUUAAAGAGGUUCCAAAAUGUG